This is a messenger RNA of Austrofundulus limnaeus, 2614 nucleotides long. It is a transcript of the gene lmod3, whose product is annotated as leiomodin 3 (fetal). Gene Ontology annotation, biological process: pointed-end actin filament capping; myofibril assembly; actin filament organization. NCBI's taxonomy places the organism in Eukaryota, Metazoa, Chordata, Actinopteri, Cyprinodontiformes, Rivulidae. Gene Ontology annotation, cellular component: cytoskeleton; striated muscle thin filament; myofibril. The record is from RefSeq and is a predicted model, not a curated record. Gene Ontology annotation, molecular function: tropomyosin binding. Bases 213 to 2126 code for a protein of 637 amino acids. The transcript is spliced from 3 exons.
AGGGCUGAAAACAGACUGUUAGCCUGUCUCUCUCCUGCUUGAACUUUAAAUAUCUUCCAUGCAAUUCGCAGAGUUUAAUUUUAGACGACACAUGAGGCAAACCGUUCCGAGCUACAGUCAGAGACAGAAGCUUCCCCCUUUGCUCGGUCUCAAACUCCAGGAAUCAUCUGUCCUCUUUAUAGCAGCAAAAGGAGAAACUCUACGUUGUAGUCAUGUCCAACAAUCAAGAACACGAGGAUCUUAGUGAAGAGGACAUCGAUGAGGAUGAAAUCCUGGCAAUGCUUUCGCCCGAGGAGCUGCAGGAGCUCCAGAGCGAGAUGGAUAUUAUUAUCGCCCCAGAUGAGAGCGUACCCGUAGGACAGAGACAGAAAGACCAGACGGAGAAAACUCCCACGGGAACCUUUGACCACAGAUCCCUGGUUGAUUAUCUCUACUGGGAGAAAGAGUCCAAACGAAUGCUCGAGGAAGAAAGGGUGCCUGCCACACUAUUGCCCAGUGAGAAAACCUUACAGGAGGAAGCUGAAAAGAAAGAUGUAGAUGCUGAUUCAGAAGAGGCAAAACAUGAAGAGUAUGAAGUGGUAGAAGAGGUAAUCGAAGAGGUUGCUGAUGGUACAAAUGAGGAGGAAAUUAUAGAAGAGAUAAUUGAGGAAAUAGUUGAGGAAGAUGAUGCGAAGGUUCAAAAGAACAAAGAGAUUGAUGUACAGAGUGAGGAGGCAGAAAAAAUACCUGUACAAAACGUACCUGAGGAUACAGACAAUCCUGUAGAGGCUCCAGAAGACACAGAAACAGCAACAGGAAAUGUUACAGCUGCCAUUCCUUCUGUUUUAGACUCACAGGAGACAACAAACAAAGAAGACAAAGAUGAAAAUACUAACAAAGAAGAUUUGCAUGUCAAAGAUAUUUCCAAAGUAUCAGAUACAAAUGAAGCCGACACUAGUUUCCCAAAGAGAGAACAGAUUAAAGUGAACAAAUUAAAGAUCCCAAAGUUGGCUCUGAAUAAUAUAAAAAUGACAUCAAGACCUUCAGGAAACGAGACAAACUUAGAGUCGACACUUGACAAGAUUCGUAACAACAAUCCGUCUGUCACUGAGGUAAACCUCAACAAUAUAGAGAACAUUCCCAAAGAGAUGCUCUUAGAUUACGUCAACGCCCUGAAGAAGAACAGACACGUGAAAACAUUUAGCAUCGCAAACACUGGCGUCGAUGAAAACAUCGCGUUCAGCCUGGCCAACAUGUUGCGGGAGAACCGCAGCGUUACAACGUUGAACAUCGAGUCCAACUUCAUCACUGGAAAAGGCAUCGUCGCCAUCAUCCGCUGUCUGCAGUUCAACGAGACCCUCACGGAGCUUCGUUUCCACAACCAGAGACACAUGCUGGGUCACCACGCAGAGAUGGAGAUCUCUCGGCUGCUCAAGGCCAACAACACCCUGCUGAAGAUGGGCUACCACUUUGAGCAGCCAGGGCCCAGGAUGGUGGUGACCAACAUCCUGACCAGAAAUCUGGACCAGCAGAGACAGCUGAGGAAGGAGGAGCAGCGGCAGCAGCAGCUGAAGGAGCAAAUGGAGCUGAUGCAGAGCUAUGAGAAAAGUCUCAAUUUGCCCCCGGGUUUACUCGAGAUGCUGGGGUACGUGCCGCCACUGGAACUCCUUCAAGAGCAGGGACUGGUUUCACCUUCAGCAGAGCUGAACAGCGCACCUCAAACACAACAUCAGAGAGAGCAGCCAGAGCCAACGAAGAAGCCCAAUCACAACAGCAUUCCCAAACAACCCAGCGCCGAGCCAUCAAACCCAUUACGGGACAUCCAGCUGAAGAGGACUCCCAAGAAACGUAACCCCUUACUGGAGCUUGAUCCGAGGGAGGACAGGAGAGCGGAGAGGCCAAAUUUUCAACUGAGAAAGACGCCUAAAGUAAAGAACGCAGGAGCUAGGGAGACAGAGGAUGAAAAACCAAACCUAACUGAUGUGAUAAAGACUUUGAAACCUGUUCCUCGCAGACGAGUACCUCCAAAGGUUGAUCUCACACCUCGUGAUCAGCUCUUAAGCGAGAUCAAAAAGAGCAAUGUGGCCUAUCUGAAAUCAGUGCCACUCCCAAAAGUCCUGGAAUCAAGUGAAACAAGUCUCCUCUGACUCAACUUCAGCUGUUUUGUCAAUGUACUGUUUGCUUAUUUUACAGAUCCAAUGGGUUUGUUGUUCUACACAUAAAGUAAUAAUUAGACAUGAACAGUGAAUAAUAUAGGCUGAUUUUUGCUCCACUCCUUUGUUAUAUCACCGUUUGCUUUGGACUUCAUAUGAAUAAAAUGUACAUGUUAAGAGGCACCAAAACUAAACAUUUUCAGUUCACAUAUUUUACUUUUCUGAUCAUUUUAAUCUGUUAAAUAAAAAAUAAAAAAAAUCUUACAGAGAUUAUUUUUUAUGCAUAAGGAGCUGAAAAAGACCCAUUUUAUACAAUUAUCGAACUUUCUAAUUGUAUUCUAAAUUAACUUUUAUUUAAUUAUAUUUACUUUCCUGUUUAACAAAAAAAUAUAUAUAAAAAGACAAUAYUGAAUGAAUGUUAUAAAUACAUGAACAUCAACUACACCAUGACUUCAUAAAUCAGAUUAAAGGUUUUGAGGAUG